Molecule: messenger RNA, 2875 nt
Organism: Equus quagga
Lineage: Eukaryota; Metazoa; Chordata; Mammalia; Perissodactyla; Equidae
Gene: PJVK
Product: pejvakin
Exons: 6
Coding region: 1775-2833 (352 amino acids)
Biological process (GO): programmed cell death
Cellular component (GO): cytoplasm
Source: RefSeq, a predicted model, not a curated record
CAGGCCGCCGUUCUGUGUCUUUAUACGGAGGCUAUUUCCUGCCCGGAGAGGCUUGUCCGGCAGGCAAGCCUCACAGAGUCUGUAAGGCCUGAAGCUCAGCCUUUUUUUUUGGCGGGGGAGAUAGGGGGAUGGAAGAGGGUUGCGUCACUUUAAGAAAAAGAUUUGAAAAUUCCAAAUGCAAAAUUGCUGGAGAGCCUCCCCGGGCCUGGCCCCGAAGCUUGAGACUCGCGGAAUAUCCGCUCCUGAGGGCUGCGGGGGGCUCUUCCGGCGCUCACGUUGCCUUUGGGAGCUCGCGGGGACGUCCUCAGAACCCCCCCCCCCCCCCCCCCUGCGGCGUGGGCUCCAUUGUCUUCUAGGCUUUCGUCGCGAGACGAACGCAGGGCCAGCGGAUCCCAACAAGACACCUUGGGUGUAAACGAAAUCUUCCUGUGGACUGGAUUCCAAUUAAAUGCUCUUUCUGCACACCUGUGUUGGUUGUAAUGGCGUUUGCCUGGGAUGCACCACCUUUGAUGGGGGUCAGACAGCGACAAGAGAUGUACCGCUUCUCUAGGGGUUUCCUAGCCACUUGGAGAAAUUACUCGGUGUGCUUUCUCUGUGUUCUGGAAGAUUGUUUUGCACAAUAGUAUUUGCAGGAAGGAAUAUUAUUAAAAGCUUAUCUUUUGGUUGCAUGUGAGCCCUGGAUGCUUGAAAGCAAGUGAAAAAAAAUUGUCUAGAAUCCCAUAAAAUUGAUUUAUAGUAUUUGAAGCUCGAAUUAAGCCUAUUCUCUCUUCUUUCCCCUACCGCCUCUAUAUGUGUAUGUAUAUCGAGUACUAUCUACUAAUGUUGUUUUAAUGAAUAUCUUAUCCUAAGUACCACAUAGCCACUAUUUCACAAUAGAUUAACAUCCACAUAACUAUGAAAUACAAUAUUUCAGCAUUCAAAUUUGUUUCUAAAAUUUAUAUUUAGCUACAAAAUUCCUUUAAAAACAAGCCAAAGCGGUAUAUAACUCUUUAAAGGUUGGUUAACUGGAAUAAUGUGAUGAAACAGAAAGAAAAUAAAUGCAGCAGGACCCCACUUCAAAGAGAUAUUGUCUAUGUGCCAGCUUCUAAGUAAGAAACCUACGUGUCAGGAUACAGUUAUUAUAUGUAAUGUGGCUUUCAUUUGGUAUUUUAUAAAGAUCUGCAUAUAAUUGUUUCCUUAUAUUCUGUGAAUUUAUGUUUUAUAUUAUUCACUUGGUUUUGUAAGCAUACAAGAAAAACGAAUGAAAUGCUCGAACAAUGAACUGUGUACCAAAAGAAUUCAAAACAGCACUUUUCUGUUGCCAAAAUUGGCAUGAUGCACUUGUGAAGGAGUUCCCUUUGGACUAGGUCCACAGUAGAUGGUGUCCAGCGCUAAUGUUGGUACCUAAAUGGCAUUGUUCCCAGAGGGCUAUAUGCUUCCAGCAAAACUGACAAACCGCUAUCAACUGUGACCUUCAUCAAAGACAUUGGUAGUAUUUUAUAAUUACUAGCUUUCUGUGUAUAUUUUAGUGCUAUAGACUGCAAUUCCAAAUUAGACUUGCUUUUAGUGUAUCAUUUUACAUGGUUGAUCUAUAAUUCAUUACCUGAGCACACCAGGGGAGGCAGUGUUGUGAAUUGCACGCUGGUAAACUACUUGAUGAAGCUAUGCUUUGUAUUUUUAACAUGUAUAAUUAUAUUUAAAAUCAAGCAAGGCUUAGCUUUGUGCCUGAUGUUCUUUGAAAAUAUGGAUUUCUUAUCUGAGGGUUGCAGUUGAUGAUGUUUUAGUACUAUUUAAUAUGUUUGCGGCUGCUACCAAGAGCUUUGUCAAACAAGUUGGAGAUGGAGGGAGAUUAGUUCCUGUUCCAAGCCUCAGUGAGGCUGACAAAUACCAACCUCUAAGUCUGGUCGUGAAAAAGAAGCGAUGCUUUCUGUUUCCUAGAUACAAGUUUACCUCAACACCUUUUACACUGAAAGAUGUUCUUCUAGGAGACAGAGAAAUUUCAGCUGGUAUUUCAUCUUAUCAGUUACUGAAUUAUGAAGAUGAAUCAGAUGUUUCACUCUAUGGAAGGCGAGGCAACCAUAUUGUGAAUGACGUUGGGAUUAACGUUGCUGGAUCAGAUUCCAUUGCGGUAAAAGCUUCAUUUGGUAUAGUAACCAAACAUGAAGUGGAAGUAUCAACAUUACUCAAGGAAAUUACUACACGAAAAAUUAAUUUUGACCACAGCUUGAUACGUCAGUCAAGGAGCAGCAGAAGGGCAGUACUGUGCGUGGUCAUGGAAAGCAUUCGAACCACACGACAGUGCUCGCUGUCUGUGCAUGCUGGCAUUCGUGGGGAAGCCAUGCGGUUUCAUUUUAUGGAUGAACAGAAUCCCAAGGGAAGGGACAAAGCUAUUGUUUUUCCAGCACACACAACCAUAGCUUUCAGUGUUUUUGAACUCUUCAUUUACUUGGAUGGUGCCUUUGACCUUUGUGUCACUUCAGUGUCAAAAGGAGGAUUUGAAAGGGAAGAAACGGCAACAUUUGCACUGCUCUACAGAUUGAGAAAUAUACUAUUUGAGAGAAAUAGAAGAGUGAUGGAUGCCAUUUCUCGCUCACAGCUUUACUUAGAUGAUCUUUUUUCUGACUAUUAUGACAAACCUCUCCGCAUGACUGAUAUUUCACUCAAAGAAGGGACGCAUAUCCGAGUUAACUUACUUAAUCACAACAUUCCAAAAGGACCUUGCAUACUCUGUGGAAUGGGGAACUUUAAAAGGGAGACGGUUUAUGGGUGCUUUCAGUGUUCUGUCGACGGGCAGAAGUAUGUGAGACUUCAUGCAGUUCCUUGUUUUGAUGUCUGGCACAAGAGAAUGAAAUAAAAUGAAAAAUGAAUGUACCUUGCUGGUGUUUUAGGUGCAACU